AUGGCGCCGGUAGGUCGAUCCUACGGUUGAUCGAGUUGGCGUUUGAUUGCUAGGCUUCGAUUAUCUCUCUCGCUAUUUUGCUUUCAGCUCGGCCGAUUACUUCUGCCUUGUCAAAGCCCUAAAGAAUUAGCCACGAGGGUCAUAAGUGACCUACUGGAGGGGAGGUACGAUGAAGAGGAAAGACCUCUGAAAAAGAACCGCAUAAUGGAGCUACUGGACUACCGUUUGAGCACAUACUUUACGUUUAAUGGCCAGGUGUACGAGCAAAUUCAGGGAACUCCGAUGGGAUCACCAAUCUUCGGCUACCUAGCUGAGGCGGUUCUACAAGAACUGGAACCACGGGUCUUUCAGUCCUACAUGCCAAAAUUCUGGAUGCGCUAUGUGGAUGACACCUUUGUCAUCCUACCUCGAGACAUGAAAGAGACGUUCAAAAGCAAACUGAACUCAAUUUUCCCCCAAAUUCAAUUCACAAUGGAGGAAGAAAAGGACGGAGAAAUCGCCUUUCUGGAUGUCCAGGUGUCGAGACAGGAAGACGGAGUCCUCCAGACUGGUGUCUUUCGAAAGGCGACCGAUACGACGAAAAUUCUCCAUUACAGCAGUAACCCCCCCUUGUCACAUAAACGCAGUUGCGUGCGGACACUCUUUCUACGCAUUAACACACAUUGCAGCACAGAGGCUGAAAAUCUGCGAGAGCGUAAAUCCCUAUGGCGUCUCUUUCUCUCUAAUGGGUACCCACGUAGCUUCAUAAAUAAAUGCCUGUAUCAAAGGCACACGAAGACCUACGGUGAACAAAAACAAAAACCUGAAAACUUCCGUGCUUUGCCCUACGUGAAUGACGUUUCCGAAGCCACUGAACGCCUGCUCAGACCACUCAACGUGGGCCUUGGACACCGGCCGGAGGUCACUAUCCGCCGCUUGCUCAUGAAGACCAACGGGCGGCUACCACCUGAGGACACGUCAGGAAUUGUUUACCGCGUCAACUGUCUAGACUGUCCGGCCAAUUAUUGUGGCAUGAUCGACAAACGCGCAUGCAUGAGCAUUCUCUAGCUGUAAAACGAAGAGAUGUACGAUCACAUGUUGCUAUGCAAAGCCUCGAAAAUAACCAUCAAUUCGGCUUCGACAAGGCAGAAGUAAUCGGCCGAGCUGAAAGCAAAAUGGCGAGAGAGAUAAUCGAAGCCUAGCAAUCAAACGCCAACUCGAUCAACCGUAGGAUCGACCUACCGGCGCCAUACGAAGCCGUCAGACACCACUUGGGCAAAAGGCGACGGCCAAUGGGACGAGAGAACAAUGGACCUAUCAAUAGUGAGUAAGAAAGACCUAUUUAAACCUUGUAUUCCCACUUUUAAUCUAUUUCCGAUGAUGCGCUCAAGUAUGAGUGUGAAACAUCAGAUGAAUAAAUCAUCCUCCCCAGAGAUCUCUUUACCUUCUUCCAUAUAUAACUAUAUGCGUAAAAAUUCGAGGGCCAGACAUUGUAUCGCGUUCAUCAUAUAUAACUAUAUUCCCACGUAUUAAAACAUUUUAUGAGCGUAACAUAAUAUCAGUUUGAUAACCUGCUUGUAGUUUGGAAACCCUGAAUGUACGUGCAACGACAAACCAACUCCAAAUUAAACCGGAGUUGAAAACUUUUUCAAAAAUUAACCGAUCAUUUUCAUCGAGUAAAAAUAUCAACAUGCUAAAUGUUGGCAAAUGAAAGGAAAAGGACAUUUCUUUGUUCACUUUUAAUAUAAAACAAUCUGAACUUGUAGGAACACGAAUAAUCGGGGAAAACAUUCACACUACUCAAACAUUCACAUUUAAUCGAGUAUGGUUCCUUAUGGUCAGAAAGACUCUCAUUCAAGGGCCAGAAUCUUGGUGUGACUGAAAUAUUUUGGGAUUAUGCUGCACGGUAGUCAAUAUGACCACUGUUGUAUAUGCAAAAUAAAAGGCGGCCUAUAGACAGGGAAGUCUUGCAGACACGGCUGGGUAUGUGGCAUGAGGGGGGGGGGGAAUGCCAUAGGCUGAAGGAUGGCCAAUUAGCACGAAAGGGGUCUGCACAGGGGUACAUAACCUUUACUGUUCGUUUGUCGCGCGCAUGUGGUGUGAAGUCCUGACAGCCCGAGCAGCAUACGCUGCAUCCCUCCACCCUAAAGUGGACAGCAUGGGAAAGGAGGGAGAAAACAGCAAAGGCAAUGGUGAAUACUCGACAAGUGUUCUAGUGGAAUUCGCUCUGAAAACGUUGGACAUGUCUGCGGAUUCGGGUUAAUGUUCUCAGCGGGGUAUUUUCGACCCCUGGGCUGGUUUGCGAAGUCAGUGGCUCCUCUAUCCUCAAGUUAGUGUUUGCCGGGAUAGUAGGGAGAUGGAAAACAUACACGCUGGCCGGCGGCGUUGUGCUAUGUGUAGGCGGUGGUACGGGGCAGUGGUUAAAUUCCUAAUUCCUUUUUUCUCUAUGAAUUCUUUGAAUUCCUCACUAGUUAAGGCCAGGCCAUUUUCUGAAACAACCGUUUCAGAUAUUCCAGAAGUAGACAAAACAGAUCGCAACCUGUUACUUGUAGUAACUGAAGAACAGGAGUUCCCGGUCAGAAUCGCAUCAGUCUAUUUAGUGUGGACGUCAACCACCACCAAGACCGUAUGGCCUUGGAAUGGCCCAAAAGAAUCGGUGUGCCCUCUUCCACGGGAAGUCAGGCCAGGCUCAACGCUAAAAUACCGUCUUGGGGAUACAGUUUUAACAAAUACUUCAGUUCUAACUUCCGAAAAUAUUCCCCCUGUUACUCUUUAAAAGUGAAGUUGGCAAACACGCCCCUCCUCGCCUGGGCCCGGUGUCAAGACAGAGUUAAGAAGACCCGGUGCGAGAGAGGGUGCAGGUGGCUGGAACGUUCGGACCUGCACCUAGGCGUACCACCAUACACCUCGGUCCACAACAAACACUAGAGCAGCAUAUUGGCUUAAAAAAGGGUCAGAAAGAGAAGAGGAUGACACAAGUCACUGGGCAACCACGCAAACGGUCUGUAUACCCAGUGAGAGCGCAAGCGCACCUAACGACAUGGAACCAGAUGCCAGAGAACUGCCAACGCACCCCAGGCUGCGAGAGCCAUGAUUUGCUAAAUAAUGGCAUAGGAGACGCAUGCGAACCCUAAGAUCCAGAAGUCUGAGACGUAACCCUUCAUUUAACUUGGGCCAUUGCCCUUCUAGGGAUAAUAUUUGCAUAACAUCAUAAGACGUAAAGUCGUAAUUUGAAGCGCAAGUAUUGUAACUCCAUGGUGAAGCAUGACCAAUGCUUGUUUUUUUAAAGUUUUGGGUCACGUUCUGAACCGAAUUACAAGUGUCCGACCUCCUACUAGAACUUCCACAACUGAACUUUUGGGAGGUUUCAUCAGGACUUCGAACAAAUCCCACAUUAGAACUACAAAUUCAAUCCUCCGAACGGUGGUGCGUUUCGUUGCCCUUGGUCGUCCCGCAACUAUCAUCUGCGUGUUGCCAAAACGAUUUUCAUUGUUAACCCACACAGGCGACUGUUACUUUUAUGAAUUUGAAAAGUAAAUUUGGCAAACACGUGUUUUCGGUAAUUCUUCGUCAGGCCAAUACAGUUACAUUAAGGAAUGAAAAUGUACAAAAUCAACAGUGUUUAUAGGUGUCUCAAGGGCUAUUAAGUCAUUGACACUCAUUUUCCCCACGCCGCCCGCAUGACGAGGUCGGCGGGUGUUGGUCCUCAGAGCUAGGGGAGGAGAGUAAGAAAGUCUUUGAGUGAUGUUCUUGGAUUGAGUACACGGAGUACCCAUCACUGUAACUAGGGAUUUGAGGCGGCAGGUCGUCAUCACUUGGGGUUGGCGUUGACCGCAGCAGAGAGAGCGCUUGUGUCAGGGUUUUCUGACAGCAUAACACCGGAUUCGCUAGCCGUAUAGCCACUGCCUCGACAGUUGCUAGUAUCCGUUGGCGUAGGCCUUUAGAGAAGCUUGUUGGUGUCCGAUAGGCAACAUGAACUGCUUCCUUGGCAUCGACUCGAUGACCUGUAUAGAUUAAAUGUGCGAGAAUAGAACUCGAAAUCGAUCGGCUCUCACCUCUGUCUAGUCAGGCGGGCAUAUGUUCCCGCACGCUCUUUACCAGGCGUAUCGUUAUACGGCCGAUGUAUCCCGCUCCACAGGAGCAAGUGAAUGAGUAAAUGCACACUAAUAAGUUUUAAUGACUUAACCGCCCUUGAGACACCUAUAAACGCUCUUAAUUUUGUACAUUUUCAUUCCUCCAUGUGACUGUACUGGCCUGACAAAGAAUUACCUAAAACACGUGUUUGCCAACUUUACUUUCAAUUCAUUUCCGUUUGGUAGGUUUCGUUGUCAUCGAAGUGAGAUUUUGCUCGGAUAAAGAGAUUUUUCACGGCACCCCGCUUGGGAGGGAUAGGGUGAUUGUUGUCGUAAUGCAAAAGAAUUUCCGCGUAGAAUUCCUUGCGGUAAGUUGAUAUGUGAAAGGCUCCGUCAGUCUUCCUCUUUGCUAGGGCAUCAGAAAGCAGGAGUUUGCCAUCAGUCUCUUCCUCGAGUGUGAAUGUUGGUCCUGGAAGUAUUGAGUUAAUGACGCUGUGGAACAUUUCCAGUUGAUCUCUUUUAACAAUAAGAAAGGGGUCAUUAACAUAACGUACCCAUAAUUUGGGCUUAACUAAUUGUAGGCGAUAGUCUCUAAUUUUUAGCAUCAAAGGUUAUUAUUAUCUCAUUUGCUGCGAUUCCCAGUCCUUGCAAUUUGUCCAGAAACUCUAUUGAAUUAUUAAUUGAUGGUUCACAAUCCAUUGUCAAUGCGUGGAGUCUGUGGAGUAGCGAUUUAGAAAUCUUGCAAUCCGGUGCACCGAUUAACGAUACUAUCGGUCGCAAUGUUACUUCUGGCUUGCGAACCAUAGGUCGUUCAUAAAUCUUAGCAAUGCUUGGCUCAAUUUGUCGUGAAUAUUUGGCAAUAUCUCCUGCUAUUUGCUUCUUUCCAGUAAGGCAUUUUAGUACUUUUUCAUUGGCUGUGCUCUGUGAUUUAGUAGAGUCCGUGGUGAGAGGUCUAUAGGUUGAUCUAUCCUGUAGUAAUGACAACAUCUUUUCAUUUUAGUCUGCUUUGUUCACAAUCGCAGUUGAUCCUCCCUUGUCAGCGGGAAGUAUGCAAUGUUUUUGUCAGUUUUAACUGUUUUUAGUGCCUUCCUUCCUUCGUAUGAUAGUGCUGAAAAUGGAUUUCGGAUCUUUCAGGAAUGUACAAUGCUAUUCCGGAUUGUGAAACGUUCAUCGCCCGUAAGAUUUUCUGUUGAUAUUAUAGACUCCAUGUUUGCAAGGAAGUCUAGGUAGUUUGAAUCAGAAAGAUAAAAUUUCAUCCCCUUAGAAAGUACACUCUCUUCGGCUGUUGUACGUCUUCUUUCUGAGAGGUUCACAGCCUUCGUCGAGCAAUUUUGGUUAUCAGAAAUUUUUUAAGAUGAACAUCCAUUUUUGUCUAAAACAUUCCUCUUUUUCGGUCUUUCGAUGUCGGAAACUUGGCGCACAAACUGACGACUGCACUUCGUAGCCAGCUUGUACACCUUAAGGAUGGGCUUUGCUAUUUAGGUAAAAAGAAAUCGUAUAUAGGAUGCCACGUUACACAUGUAGUGCGGUUUACUAUGGUCAGACUGGGAAAUCUGCCUCUUCACGCAUACAAAAACAUCGGCUGGCAGUAAAAAGGUAGGGGCACCUGUCUCAGUUUGCCAUGCAUAUGCUGGAAACUGGACACAAAUUUGCUUGGAACAAAACUCGCAUUAUAGGUGCCUGCUCAUCUAAGAAAGGCCGAUAAUUUUUAGAAUCGAUUUAUUCCGAUAACUCAUCUAUCAAUAGACGCAUCAAGUUGGAUGUUGUGUACAAGGACCUCAAGGAAAAGUAAAAAAUGUGUUAACCAAUCAGAACAUGAUGCCCGUCCGCAAUAGAGGCUGACUAGGUCGAGUGGUAGAGCAAAAUCGAUUAUAAGCAUGUUUAAAUAUUUACCGUUUUGCAGUCCUACUUUACGUCUCAGGAUGACUUGGGGAACCAAAGUCGAAAAUUCGUAAAAUAAAUCGUGUUAUCUUUCCCGAAGAAUUUAUUUCUUCUGAGUACGUAUAUGCAGUAGUUGGGCUAACUCAUGAAACGCGUUUCGUUUCGGAAAGAUUAUUUAAGUAGCCUUGUGAAACUAAUCAUUGUACAGCAUACUUAUACAAUAAUUCAGUCAACACGGGAUGCCGGCUUUCUGUCUGCAUAUAGCAACCACGCUCUGCAAAAAAUGACUAAUUAUUUAGCAUGCACUUUCCUCAUAGAUUUUCGAUUCCCUUAAAAAUUCAAUCCUAUUUCACGGAAAAUGCCCAAAAUAUUCAUUCUUUAGCUAAUUUGCUCGAAAAUUACGUUUACUUCCAAUUUUAUACUAGAAGGAAUAGUAUAAUCAGGUUUUCGAAAAGUUCGGAUUCUUUAAUAAUCUUGAACCCGACCUGCCGUUACACUUGCAUUCAUAGUUUCCAAACUAUAGGCCGUAUAUUUUCUGCGUACGAAAAAACAUUCAUUUAUCUAUGGUGUUAAGAGUAGACUAAAUGAAGUUUAUACAAUUAAGCAGUGAAUUUGAGCCAUGUUGUUAAAUUUACAAGGCACGUUGGCAAAAGAAAGGGCAUGACGUUUUAUGAACGGUCAAUUCACGGUGCUAAAAAAUCUCACAAUUAGAAACUUUUUGAAAACCUAAGUACACCAUUCCUUCUAGUAUAAGAUUGAAGGAGAAUGUAACUUUCUACCGAGUGAGUAGAUGAAUGAAGAUUGUUAUGCAUGUUUUCCAUGGAAUAUAAUUGCAGCUAGGACCAGAAACACAAACAUGCGCUCGUACACGGCGUAGAUGGGCCAUGAACAGAAGUCCAUCGGUGCCUCGACACCCGACAUUCUCUGUCGUUGCAGAUCGGGCAUUUAUUCAAUCUGGAGUGGGUGCACAUCGAUCUAUUGGCUUUCUGAAACAAUCAAGCUCCAUAUGGAUGGUAAAGGUCACGAACAGGCAACCCACUACCAGUCCGAAGCCUGCCAAGUUAUAAUAGCAACGAGGAUGGACGACAGAAAAUGUUUUGGACCUAUUCUGCCUUCAUUCAGCCAAUCAUAAAAUGUAUAUACAUAAUUCCGAAUUAUAUAUGUAUGUUUAAUGGUUGGCAAAAUGAAGGCAGAGCAGGCCUUAAACAGUUUCUGUCAUCCCACCCUCUCCUAUUAUAACUUGGUCGGCAUCGUAACUUCUGCCACCUAGACGGGACUUGCUUGAUCCGGGAAGCCAAUAGACCGGUGUGCGCCGAUUCCUGAUUGAAUAUAUAUACAUAUGUCUAUGCAGAAUGACAGUACCGACAAAGAUAAGGGAUACUUGAAUGGUCAUUUCUGACUUAUUAGUCGUCGUCAACCAAACAUACUCAGUCCCGAGGUAUAUAAAAUCUGGGGUUCGAUUCCGAUUCCAUUCAUUUUCAUCUUCGGUUACUUGUCCGCCCUAAAUCACUGGCAUGACCGUAUUUCACAUCAUUUGCAGGAGUUGCAGAAUUUAAACCCCGAUUCAGUCCUCAGAUAUCGUUCUGCCAAUCUGCAUGCCGUGUACAGAGAUCAAGCAUGAAUGAGGUUACUGAAGUUUAUUCCCAGCUGAUCUGUUUGCACUUUUAAUUGGUUUCGACGAUAUAAUUGAGACUGGGUCUGAAAUACUGGAGAAAUAUAAUUUUGGCUGAUAAUAGCGUCCUUUUACUUCCUCUCCAUCUUUGGCUUAAUGCAUAUAUAUAUGUAUCAGGUGAAUAAUUUCAGAAAUUAUUCUGUGCAAAACAUAAAAUUAAGUCUUUGAAACGUGACUUUUAGGGUAAGACGCGAAAUUUCAAUGAACAUUUGAGUCGAAUACAAUCAAACACUGUGGAAUAACCACGUAAUGUCCAUUCCACAAACAAGUAGUACUACGACUAGUACGAAAUGCGUAUGGCAGACGUACCAUGCCGUACUCCUGACAUAGGUAGUAAUAUAUAUAUAUAUGCAUAUUUAAAAUUUAAUCCAAUCUACACUAAGUAUUGCCAUCAGAUUAGGGGAACCCUGAUGGGCUCACGAAGACCCGGACUGCUAAAUGAACUCGUCUUACUUUCAAGCUCAAAAUACCACUUCAUUUUGCAAGUGACACCUUUGUCGUCAUAAAGACGUGUGAAGCUGAACAUUUGCGUCAGAGAUUGAGUGAUGUCUUCGCAGGAAUAAAGCCCAAUAGUCAAUAAGCUAUAGAAGAGAGACUGCGUGUAUUGAAGGUGAGCACACAACGGUUGAGCGAUGGAAUCUCGCAAUAAGCGUUUAUGGAGAUCGAUAUUAUAUCUAGGUUCUUCUCAAUUAUGGGUGCGUGUGCUAUUCCAGUAUAAGUAAAUAAUGGCUGUCGCUGCCUGGUAUGCGCUGACAGUCCCCUGACACCUCGUCCCCUGCCGGUAGAUGUGCGUGCGCUCCGGCUGGGUAUACAGGUGGUGGGCAUGGCUGCCGAGUUAUCCUCGCCCUUCUGACCCCCGUCAGGGUGUUGUUGUUGGUGGUGAAAAAACCUGGUCAUUUGCUGUGUGGACCGGGGGGUGUGGCAUAGAACGUCAAGGUGCGGGCUCGACCUUGCCAUCAAGCCGCAUUCUCUCCCGACUCCGGGUUUCCUGACUCUGUCUCGACACCGGAUCCAGGUAUGGAGUGGCAAAGACAGAGUGCGGUAGAUGCCGCGAAAGUCUGCUAUCACAAUAGACUGCAGUAGGUGGACUAACUCAUGAAAUGUCAACCGAAAUUUUGAAAUGCGUUUUUGGUUCCGAAAAGAUUAAUUAAGAAGGUUUGUAAAACUAGUUAGCCUGCAACAAUAAUUAUAUAAUAUUUAAGUUACCUCAGGAUGCCGGCUUUCGAAAAAUUUUCUUUCCGGCUGCAUGCAAAACCACACUCCGUAAAAAAUGGCUACAUAAGUAGCAUACAUUAUUCUCCUUCAUUUUCAAUGUCCUUAAAACUUGAAUUAUAUUUCACGGGAAACAUGCAUAAAAUAUUCAUUCUUCUGCUCAUUCGGUAGAAAAUGACAUCUUCUUUCAAUUUUAUACUCGAAGGAGGAGUAUAGUUCGAUUUUAAAAAGUUCCUAAUUGUAAAAUUUGGAAUACCGUGAAAUGGCCGUUCAUGAAACAUUAUGUCUCUGCAUUUACCAAUGUGGCUUGUAAAGUUAGCAAUAUGGCUCAAAUCCACUGUUAAAUUUUGUGAACGCCGUAUAACCUCCUCAUAUUACCGUUCAGAAAUGUAUGGUUUUUCGUACGCGGAAAAUAUGCGGCCUGUAGUUUGGAAACCCUGAAUACAAGUGUAACGGCAGGUAGGGUUCAAAAUUGUUCGGGAAUUGGAAAAGUUUUUAAAAACUGAAUUAUACCAUUUUUUCGGUGGACAUCGUCGAAACGACGGUCAAACUGUCCCAUGAUCAUUUCACACGAAAAUCAUUGCUGCUGUGGUCGGUUCGUGCAGCAGUGGAGAGUCUGGUUGCACGUUUCGUCUUCAAUAUCAUUCUACCUUAUGUUUCGCUGGGUUGUUUUACAAAAUGUAGUAUCUAGUAUGCCCGGAGGGCAAUAAAAUUGAUCGGUUUUAAUAAAGUUUUAUCACCACAUUUAUUUUUCACUUCUCGGUGUCAGAUUUUUAGCCCUGUCGUGAUUCCGUACACGCUAGGUUUUUUCACCGAGGAUCCUCCGGACUGUCGAAUGCGCUUGGAUUCGUCGGUAACUCUGGUUCCCUCUCAGUGUUUUUUUGCUUUAUUUCAGUUGCUUCUGAAGAGACUAGAAAAGCAUCCUGAAAGUGGAUCCGCCCCAUCCUAGUUUCAUAUGUACUAUACAUUACACGAAUGUUCACUACCCUGGCUAGCACGAAAACAUUAAUAUAUGGGACCCACACAGGGCAGCUUAGGUUUUCACGAUGUGUCAUGGACGGUAGAGGGACGCUCACCGAUCGUCUUCUUACGGAACUCACUCGUCCCGUUGUGCCUAGAGGCCUCUCUCGCCCGAUUCCAACCAGCAGCCGCACAGCGCGCAUGAUAUAGGCAGAAUGUUAUUACCGACAAGGACAAGGGAGACUGGGAUGGCCGUUUCAGGCUUACUAGUCGUCGUCAGCAUGCCACACUCAACCUCGAGCUGUGAAACACAUGAAGGUCCAUCUUGCAACCUGUUAGUUAGAAGUCCAACGCCUCUAACGACUGGACCACGGGCUCGAUAUCCUGUCCGUUGCGUAAGAAGACGAUUGGCGAGCAUCUGUCUACCAUCCUACAUUCCCGAUCGAAACCGACAGGACAUCGAGCCCGUGGCUCAGUGAUCAGAGGCGUUGGACUUCUAAUUAACAGGCCGUGAGAUUGAGUCCCAGGUAUUCCACACUUCGCGGUUGGGUAUAACUGGCUGACGACGGCUGAUAAGCCAGAAGUGGCCAUUCCAGUUUCUCUUGUCUUUGUCGGUAAUAACAUUUUGCCUACAAUCUGUCAUUUUAAGCAAGCCAUGUAUCCGCGGCCAAUGAUUAUGUAGUUAAGUUGAAUGCCUUAUAUCUCACUGAUUUAGCGUCGUGGUGGCUACCCCAGUAAUUUCCCUGGUCGAAUUGCAGCGUCAUUUACUGCAGUGAGAUUCCAUGGAGAAUCCAGUCUGAAACUAUGUUCAUCAUCACAGUAGACUGAACUGUCCUCCUUAGAGCCUACGCAGGAUGUCUACUCGCCCCUCUCCCAAGAAUACUGUAUGUGGCUAACCGUAGUCUAUCGUCCUGUAUGUCCCACACAUGUCAUUUGUAAGAUAGUAGAAACAAUUAUCCGAAAUUCGUCUGUUUUUCCACGUAAGGACGCAAACUGUAAUCAUUUAGCCCACAUGGAUCGCCUUAUUGAAAAGGUCCCUGAGUAGAAUGGGACAAAAUAUGUCAUCUCUGCAAUCAUAAAAGCUUUCAACAAUAUCUACUGCAUCUUUUCGCUACAAACUGUAACUAUAUGGCCUUGCAAUCAUUCAGCUGGCUAGACUGCGUGUUUUCCUGCUAAAACGACUUUCUUAAAAGUGCUAGAAUUGUCAUGCCACCCGGAUUAUUCAUUGGCCUUGUGGUUUAUCAGGACCCAACCCAAACAUUCAUGAUCUUCUCAAUACGUGAAAAUGACUGACACCAGGGGGGAUUCAUGGAUUCAUGUUCACAGACGACAUAAAAGUUCCAAACAGACUUAAUAACUGGAAAGCCGCGGGCGAUUAUGCUUACCUCUACCCCGCUAGGUGGUCCCAGCAGCGGUAACUUUCGCGAAAAUUUUUUACAACGUAAAACGCAUGCGCCGCAUCUACGUAGGUUGCUCUUUUCAUGCACUCAAAGUCUUCCACUGGCAAUGCAAAGUCAAGAGGUCCGCAGCUAAGCCCGUUCGCAGUGGCUGACACGGCAUGGCAGUCCAUCAAUUUGUGCCACGCACGAAGCCUUGCCUGAUUUUGCACUUAAAAGACAUCGUUCACCAAUGCGGGGUCCGAGUCCUUCAGAAGUGAAAUGCGAUGAAGACCGCAUUGUCGAUGAGUCACUGUGGGCUGUAGUUCAGUCUCGAGUGCAAUAGGUUGGCAUCUUUCCAAUUCAUGACUGUUUGCGUUUCGUGGAGCUCUCAAAGUACGCUUGGUAGACUUUAAGUAUCCAAGCACUGGAUCUGAGCUGGGACAUCCAUUCUCUCUCUCUUCUCUCUCCCGUGCACCAUGUCUGUCCGACGAAACGAUGUGCAGAUGCCGGCGUGGAUUGGAAUAGCUGUCUCCUGGAUGCCAGAAAAGUGUCCAGAGGUCAGGAAGGUCUCGCUAAGAACAGUUACAGUCUGACGCUUACUCAGAAGGAGGGGAGUGUUAUCUCAUCAACUGACAAACAUCAAUACCAUUAAGGUUUUAUCAUUCUUCAAGAUCUAAGUGCUCCCAAUUUAUUAUGAUGAGAAGUGCACUAAACUGUCGCGCACAAAGGCACCUCUCGAUUUUCCUUUUUCUCACUUGGCUCGACUGACGACGAGAUUGUUUGCAGUGGCGCAGGACCCCGUCUCAAGCCUGUCACACACGUACAAAUCGACAGUUCACAAGCUUCUCCUUCUUCUCCUUCCUUUAUUUUUGGAGCAUAUUUGAGUCUUCUAUACAUCUAUAUGGCAUUCAUAGCCUCUAUAAGUUAAGGGGACUGCAAAACAAAAGCUGCAAAUGUCAGAAAAUGGAACAGGAUCUUGUUCGUUGCGAACCCUGAACUGUGUGGGCGCCACCAUCGAUGAGGAGAUUCCCGACGCUCUAGCAUUCAACAAACUAUCACCGCCUUAUUAACAAAGUGCGGGCUAAACCCCAAUCUGUCCCCAAGGCGACCUCACCUUAAAAACACGCAUUGGCCUGAUCAGUCAACUGCGAGUCGGUCGCACUGAGACGGGUGAACCAAUGCCUGAGCCCAAACGUCCGCCCGCCACAAGCGCGACACCUGUCCACAAUGUCCCAGGACUUUCGGGAGCUGUAUCCGCCUUUUGGCCACAUAGAUAUCCACAGCAAGAGCCGAAACGCUUACCCCUCUCCCUCCGCGCAUCCGAAAACUCCCCCGUCACUAGCGUUGCCACCAUAAACUGCAUUUUCGGCAUCGUCCAUCCAGCAGAUACCAGUAUAUCCUGCCAUAUUGCCAUCGUAAAUUCAAAUCACGCAUAGGCCCGGUCGGUCACUUGCGAAUCAGUUGGACUGAAACUGGAAAACAAGUGCAAGAAAUACCAAAGCACAUUCACCACACCUGCCUCAGUUGCCCACAAUGCCUACAGCUAUUCGUUGACUGCAGUGACGUCAUAUGUGCUUCCGUGAAACUCUGCCGGGAACACUGCGACCUUACCUCAACAUCAGAUAUUGCUCCAUACACAACACACAUACCAGUCUCUCGUUACCCGACACACAGCCAGAACAUCCACCUCUCUGGUAAGUGGUUGGUUGAUGUCAGACAAGGCCUGGUGUGGCACUCAUAGAUAGACUGUUGUUGUUCUGUCAGCCACCGCGUCCAAUACUUGCUCCAGAUUGUUGACAGGUCCGAAGAAUAAAGUGAUGCUAAAGAGAAAGCAGAGAGUGAGUGGGGCUGAUCUAGGAGAAUUAGUCCCCACGAAAUCUUAGCGCAUGCGCCACUAUAGUAAAUCAGACACUCUAAAAGUCGUGACUUGAAGUUCACCAAUUGACUUGAUAACUCGGUCUUCGGGGUCAGUGAAUGGUGUUAUAUGGAGUGACUGACUGAUGGAUCGAGGCUUAAUGGCCUCUUCUCUGUGCGCCUUCAUUUCACUAUUAUACACGCAGAGGUUGACUUGUCCCUUUGGCUACAAUCCUGGUACAUUUGGCGGUAGACCGGGACGUGUGUGGCAGGCGUUGAGGAGUUAUUUUAUUCCCGUAGGCCACUGCCUCCGAGCCAACCCACGGCCGUCGUGACUCCGUCUUGCCAUCGGUCCCAUGUGGGUUAGGGGGGAGAGGGUGCGGCAAAUGCCACGCAAGUCUGCUAACAUUAUAAAUUAAUUUACGCGCAAUUCCCCUACUGCGCCGACUACUCCGUGGGACAUAUCGUCCUUCGCGAUGAGCCAACUGUCAUGUGUGUGUUUGACGGGUCGGGGUGUAGGAGUGUCCAGUUGUGGGCCUGCGCGAAGUUCGUAGUAGCUCGCUAACUAGCUGGCAGGGGAUAGAAAAGGUGCUCUAAACAAAUGCUGGGAACCACGCUGUCCGCAGGCUGACCGUGGGUUGCAGACUGCUAAACAAAACACAAGACACUACUCGCCCUCUUCAUCCUCCCCUCUGGCCGACAGGAUGGUAGGGUGAGUCCGUCCACUCUAGCAGUCUGGAAUGUAUAUUCCCUUUUAGACAAUGCCAGGAGUAGCCGGUCGGCACGAAGGACGACACUAGUCGCUCGGGAAAUGGCGCACUGUAAAGUGGACAUCUUGAAGAAGGAGACACGAUUGUUGGGACAAGAGCUUUAUAAGCCUGACGUUUCGGAUUCCUGCUCGAAUCCAUCAUCAGAAACAAUAGCAGCUACGGGUGGUUCAUGCUCAAGGGGUUGCACUAUUUGAAGGAUGUAGUCGUCAAGCUACCGUAUACCUAUGAAUAUUCACGGCUUCCUCCCUUCACCUGAGUCCUCCUAGGCCAACAACGCAGCAUUAAUUUCGCGUGUCAGCGUUUUUACAGGGUUCGUUACACAUGGGACAGUAACACCGGCCGACAGACGCAUGGCGAGACCCCAAGAUACGGCUUUGACAUGAUUCUAUGGCCUCCCUAAGGUGCACAAAGACGGCGCUGCUCUCCAACCUAACGUGUCGCUCAAAGGUACUCCAACGUACGGACUGGCUUAGUGGCUGUUCCGGCGUCUCAAGUUCCUGACCUCUGAAUUAGGCUUCACGGUCUCUUCGUCAGCACAAUUCCUGAAGAAACUCAAAGGGGUAAGCCUCCAUCCAAAUGAGGUCAUGGUAUCUUUUGAUGUUACAUCCACUUUUACUUCUAUUCCAUAGGACCUGACGAUCGAGACAAGCGAGCUGCUUCUACAAAGCAAAUACGAUGGAACGAAGAAUAAUCUUUGACACGCCCAAGUCCUUCAGCUCCUGAAGUUCUGCCUCAGGACGCACUUCAAGUUCGACGGGACAAUCUACGAACAUGUGAAGGCCACACCAAUGGGUUCGCCGAUUUCUGGGUUCAUGACCGAGGCGGUCUUGCAACGGUUAGGGUCGCUGGUCUUCCAACACCACAGACCGAAGUUCUGGGUCCAGUAUGUCGAGGAUACCUUUGUAAGUUGAAUAUUGCUUUGUUUUCUGUGCCUGCUCGCCAUUUCCACUUCGGUAAUGAGCUUGCUUAACGGCUAGCCAACCUUCCAGUAGCCGCCACUGCCACCGACGAGAUCGCCUCCGUGGAGAGUUAAAGGUGCGAAUUGAGGGACACUGUCUAGUCGACUGCCCUGGCUGUGCUCAGUCGCGCACGUCGCCGGCACCAGGACUGGUUUGAUGACAACGACGCCGCCACCACCAGCAACCUGCUCGUUGAGAAAAUUCGACUACACAAAGCCCACGUCAACCGUUUUACCGAUGACAACAAAGCAGCUUUCUACCGUAGUCGCCACUUUGCGCAACAGCGGCUGUAUGAGAUGCAGGACGCCUGGACAGCUCGCAAGGCCGAGGAGAUCCAGGGAUACGUGGGCUACAACGAAUGGACGAACUUCUUCUCCGCGACUAAAGCUGUCUACGGUCCGCCAACCAAAGACACUGCUCCUCUCCUCUGCGCCGACGGCAGCAGCCUACUCACUCAGAAGUCGCAAAUUAUACAGCAAUGGCCGGACACUUCGGAUACGUCCUCAACCGGCCCUCCUACAUCCUCGACGCCGCCAUCGCCCGUCUGCCUCAAGCGAAGACCAACGCCGACUUCGACCUCCCGCCCUCUCUCCACAGAACCCCUAGGGCUGUGCAGCCACUCUCUAGCAGUAAAGCGCCUGAAUCGGACUCGAUACCUGUUGAAAUCUACAAGCCCCGUAGUCCCCAAAUCAUAG
Spirometra erinaceieuropaei is the source of this 15434-nucleotide messenger RNA. The record is from the annotation of a GenBank genome assembly. Lineage: Eukaryota; Metazoa; Platyhelminthes; Cestoda; Diphyllobothriidea; Diphyllobothriidae.